Molecule: messenger RNA, 3595 nt
Organism: Punica granatum (pomegranate)
Lineage: Eukaryota; Viridiplantae; Streptophyta; Magnoliopsida; Myrtales; Lythraceae
Source: RefSeq, a predicted model, not a curated record
CUCGUUUGCUUGCAGAGAGAAGGGAGAAGAAGGAAGGGGGCUCAAAUCGCAGACACACUCACAGAAACAGCGAGAGGGAGGGAGGGAGAGAGAGAGAGAGAGAGAGAGAGAGAGAGAGAGAGGGACGAAGAUCUUCUGCUUCUUCUUCACCGUCUUCACUGAAGUCUACAGAUCCGGGGAACUCGAAGGAAGGCACCAUAGGUUCCGUGGUCGAUUCCCCCUCCCGGGCCCUGUACAGAAUGUCGGGUCGCCAUGAAAAGGAGAAGGGCGUCAACGUCCAGGUCCUUCUCCGCUGCAGGCCCUUCAGCGAGGAUGAGAAGCGAAACUGCGCGCCUGAAGUGGUCAGGUGCCGUGAGUAUCAGAGAGAAGUUUCGGUUUCACAGAACAUUGCGGGGAAGCAGAUAGAUCGCAUUUUCACAUUUGAUAAGGUGUUUGGUCCCACUGCACAGCAGAAGGAUCUCUACGAUCAAGCAGUAGUUCCAAUCGUGAAUGAAGUUCUUGAAGGGUUUAACUGUACGAUCUUUGCAUAUGGUCAGACUGGUACAGGGAAAACCUAUACCAUGGAAGGGGAAUGCAAAAGAUCAAAGAGUGGACCCAAUGGAGAAUUACCUCCAGAUGCUGGGGUGAUACCUCGGGCAGUGCAGCAGAUUUUCGACACCCUUGAAAGCCAGAAUGCUGAAUAUAGUGUGAAAGUUACAUUCAUAGAGCUCUAUAACGAAGAAAUCACCGAUUUGCUAGCUCCAGAAGAACUUUCUAAAGUUGCUGUGGAGGAUAAGCAGAAGAAGCAGUUGCCCUUGAUGGAAGAUGGGAAAGGUGGAGUUCUCAUCAGAGGUAUAGAAGAGGAAAUUGUGACGAGUGCAAGUGAAAUUUUCACUUUGCUUGAGAGAGGAUCAUCAAAGCGUCGUACAGCUGAAACAUUGUUAAAUAAACAGUCGAGUCGGUCGCACUCCCUAUUUUCAAUUACGAUUCAUAUCAAGGAAGCAACCCCGGAAGGUGAAGAACUUAUCAAGUGUGGCAAGUUGAACUUGGUUGACUUAGCUGGUUCAGAAAAUAUAUCCCGGUCUGGUGCCAGGGAGGGUCGUGCAAGAGAGGCUGGAGAAAUCAAUAAGAGUCUACUGACUCUAGGACGUGUUAUAAAUGCUCUUGUGGAGCAUCUGGGGCAUGUUCCUUACAGAGAUAGCAAGUUGACCCGUUUACUUCGGGAUUCUCUUGGAGGAAGAACUAAAACCUGCAUCAUUGCAACUGUGUCACCAGCAGUUCAUUGUCUGGAGGAGACCUUGAGUACACUUGAUUAUGCUCAUAGAGCAAAGAACAUAAAGAACAAGCCUGAGAUCAAUCAAAAGAUGAUGAAAUCAACUCUUAUCAAAGAUCUUUAUGGUGAAAUCGAACGCCUUAAAGCUGAGGUUUAUGCUGCGAGGGAGAAAAAUGGAGUGUACAUACCAAAGGAGAGAUACUAUCAGGAGGAAGGUGAAAGGAAGGCCAUGGCAGACCAAAUUGAACAGAUGGGAAUUACAAUCGAAACCCAUCAGAAGCAACUGGAAGAAGUGCAAGACAAAUAUGAUGCUCAGGUUCGAGAAUGCUCUAACUUGAGCAGUAAGCUUGAUGCCACUGAGAGAAAUUUGGAGAAAACUUGUAAACAACUAGCCAACACCCAGGAUGAUCUGAGGAAUUGCCAGUAUGCUGUUAAAGAAAGGGACUUCAUAAUUUCUGAGCAGAGAAAAGCAGAAAAUGCUCUGACUCAUCAGGCAUGCGUCUUGAGAGCUGAUUUGGAGAAAUCUCUGCAGGAUAAUGCUCUAUUAUUUUCUAAAAUUGCCAGGGAAGACAAACUGAACGCUGAUAACAGAUCAGUUGUAGACAAUUACAUGUCUGAGCUAGCGCAGCAGGUUGCUUCUCUCUGUGAUACGGUCAAUGGGUCGGUUUCUAAGCAAAGUGAACACCUUAACUGCGUGGAGAAACUCUGUCAUUCCUUUCAACAUGCCCAUGAAACUGACGUUGGUAAUAUGAAGAAGAAAAUCGCAGCAUCAAGGGCUAUGUUUGUGUCUCACAUAGAGGCAGUGCAAAAUGUUGUCCAUUUACACAAGGCAAGCUGCAAUGCAGGAUUGGACAAUAUCUCAUCUCUGGCUUCUUCAAAUGCACUCUCCUUAGCAGAAUUUUUGACAUUAAAAGAUAAUGAAGUGAAGUCGAUAUUCGAUGAUCUUCAAAGCACACUUUCAACCCAAGCAGGAGAAAUGGCAAUCUUUGCCAGAGAUCUGCGGCAGAGAUUUAAUGAUAGCAUUGAGAGCACAAAGGGGAUUUCUGAGUUCGCUGAUGGGUUCUUCCGUAAUCUUCUUGAGGAAUUGAAAAAGCUCGAAAACCAUGCAGUGAAUAUUGAUGACAUUCAGAUGAAGAGCAUCACGGACUUUCAAAAGGCUUACGAAGAGGAGUCAAAAUCUGAGGAAGAGAAGCUUAUAGCUGAUGUGACUACCUUAGUGUGUAGUCAUAUGCGUCGUCAGAAAGAGAAGGUGAAUGCAAGACUCACAAACCUCCGAGAAACUGCCAUUGAGAACAAAAUGUUUUUGGAUGGGCAUGUUACCUCAAUGGAAGGGUUCACAACAGACGCCAAGAGGAAGUGGCAGGCAUUCGCCAUGCAAGCAGAGAACGAUGCCAAAGACAGUGCCCAUUAUUCUGCAGCUAAACAUUGUCGUAUGGAGUUACUGUUACAGCAAAGUGUGAGCACAGCGGAAUCUGUCUUUGAAACAUGGAGAGGCACCCGAGGAGCAGUAAAUGACAUGGGAACCAAACAUGUUUCUACUAUGACAUCACUAAUCAGGGAUAUAUCUGACUCUAAUGAGCAACAUGAUCUCGAGGUCAGUGCUGCCCGAGAUGCAGCUGAGGAAGAUGUGGCCAAAUGCACUGGCGAGAUCAUUCAGCAUGUUGAUCAAGAGUCAGAGCAGAAGCUUGGAAUCGUAUCAGGAAUCGUUGAUACAGUGAAAGAGCACACCAGAUCUUUGGAGGUAUUCCGGGAAGAUCAGUCGGUCGGAGCUUCAUCUAUUAAGGUCAAAGCAGAAGAGACCUUCCACCAGAGAUAUAUGGAUUACGAGCCAAGUGGAACCACACCGGUGCGAUCCGAGCCUGAGGUACCGACAAAGGGAACCAUCGAGUCGCUCCGAGCCAUGCCUAUGGAUGCUCUACUGGAGGAGUUCCGGGAAAACAACUCCUAUGAGUCGUUCGAGGCGAAGGAACUGAAGCCGUCCCUUAUCCCACGCUCACCUCUGACGCAGCUCAAUUAACGACAGAACUGUCUUGUGGGAUGAUGGAGAGAAAACAUGGAGCUGUACUGCCUUGGUGUAUACUAAUUAUUUUGAUUCGGCAAUGGUUAGCAGGCAGGGGUAGGGCCGGAGGUAAUAGAAGAGGUGGGUGGAUAUGAAUAAAUCCCUCAUCGGGAUUUAGCAACUCAGUUUCGUUGUAUGUGGAGAAGAUUGAGCAGCGUAGGCUUCUUGCCUAUGCUUUAGUUUUUGUUGCCUAAGGACAUGAUCUGUGAGGUUGUUCUACUAUGUAAUGUAACAUUUUUUUUUUCCCGGUUCAAGUGAAGAAGAUUACUACAGUUUAUGGUUGA